AUACCCCCUCCUUUCUCCCCUCCUUUAAGCCUCUGUCGUCUUGUGUGUGUGUCUGCCUAUCUGGUUAUUUCUGUCAUAUUUCCUAGUCAAUCAAUUGAUCAACAUGAAGAUCAACAAAAUUUCUGUUAAUUCUAUCAUAAUAUUCACUAUGCUGAUCGUAUAUGUCCAGCCAGCCUUGGGACAAGCUUGCCAGAAAACCUGUGGCAGUAUACCAAUCAAAUAUCCAUUUGGCACAGGACCUGGAUGUGGUGAUCCCCGUUUCCAAUCUUAUGUAAAUUGCAAUCAGCAACAACUCACUUUCUCCACUCACACAGGCUGCUACCCCGUAACAUCCAUUGACUACAACAACCAAGUUUUGUACAUCACUGAUCCCUCCAUGUCAACUUGCUCUUGUUCACAACCAAGUAAAGGCUUCAGCCUGGAUUGGAAUGCUCCCUUCAGCUUUCGCGACGACGUGGUUUUUGCUCUUCUUGACUGCUCAACUUCUGCUUCUCCAAUAUACAAAUCCAUUCGUGCAAGCAACUCGACUACUUUUCCACUGUGUGAUCCUCAGGGUGCAAGUGUCUGCAGCGUUCUGUAUUCUUGUCAAGCCAUAAGUAGACUAAACAUCCCAGUUUCUACUUGUUGUGUUUAUACACCUGUGGAUCUUGGGCCGUCUUUUGAGAUGGAUUUGCAGAAAUUGCAGUGCACAGCGUAUUCUGGCUUGUAUGGAUUCAAUGGCCAAGAAUCUAAUCCGGAUGCUUGGAAAUAUGGGGUAGCUCUGAACUACAAGUUCAAUUUAAAUAAUGAUUAUCCAGCAAUGUGUGCUAAUUGUGAAAAGAGCAAUGGAGUCUGUGGAUACGGUGGACCUUACAAUUCUUACGUCUGCAACUGUCCUAGCGGAUUCAACACAUCAACUGAUUGUUUUUAUGGGGCUGCUUGGAGCAAUGGUUUAAGGUUUUAUCCGUGGCAGACAGGGAUUGUUUUGGUGUAUUCUUUGGCAUGGUUUGCCAUACUUUGCGCUGCUUAAGCUCGAGUGAUGAUGCAGCGGAGUACCAAUGAUCGAUUUGAGCACUUUAUGUAAUUAAUUGGUACAUGUUUUCUUGUCGAAAUUUCUCCAAGAGAAAGUUCUUCAUAUUGUGCCUCGAUGCGAAUCGAAAAUACGACCAAUAAUUCUUAGUUGAUAGAUGUUUAUUGCGAACCCUUUUUCUUCCCACUGUCUCCCUUUUGUGCUCCAGAAGCUUUUAGUGCCUGAACGCAAUUGAAAUCAGUA
Molecule: messenger RNA, 1252 nt
Organism: Coffea eugenioides
Lineage: Eukaryota; Viridiplantae; Streptophyta; Magnoliopsida; Gentianales; Rubiaceae
Product: wall-associated receptor kinase-like 20
Exons: 2
Coding region: 104-1009 (301 amino acids)
Molecular function (GO): polysaccharide binding
Source: RefSeq, a predicted model, not a curated record